GAACGGUGGAAACUAGUGGAAAGUGAAAAUGGUGACGGUGGCGGCAGGUCAUACUCGUCCUCUCCUCUACAACUAGGCGCUCAUGGCCGUGUGUUGGUGUCCGCGGGUGUGCUGAGUGGACAUGGAGUGAAGUGCGUGUGUUGGGAAAGCCUUAGCGUAGUGUUAAUGCAAGAUGGGUAACUGUUUUAGUAGCAGUAGUGGCGGUAAUAAGGAUGCCUCCAGUGAGACCAGAGUCAUCACACAGCCCAGUAAUCUUUUCCCGGAGCAAGUUCCCUCCCAGCCCAUAACCAGUCCCCAGAACAAUGACCCGACCGGGGCAACGCGCGGGGCGACAGACAACCAGGGGCUCAGUGGCCGCCCCGUCAAUGGCCUCAGUCCCUUGCCAUCCCUCCCUGACUCGGAGGGAACGGCAUCCACAUCAAAAAUAUUCGUCGCUCUGUAUGACUACGAUGCCAGGACAGACGAGGACCUGAGCUUCCGCAAGGGGGAGCACUUGGAGAUCCUGAAUGACACACAAGGGGACUGGUGGUUCGCGCGGUCCAAAGCCACUAAGCAGGAAGGGUACAUUCCCUCGAACUAUGUGGCGAAGUUGAAGAGCAUAGAAGCCGAGCCAUGGUACUUUGGGAGGAUCAAGAGGAUAGAGGCAGAGAAGAAACUGCUGCUGCCAGAGAAUGAGCAUGGGGCAUUCUUGAUACGUGACUCGGAAAGCAGAAGAAAUGACUACUCCCUCUCUGUCCGAGACGGCGACACAGUCAAGCACUAUCGCAUUCGCCAGCUGGAUGACGGCGGGUUCUUCAUUGCCCGUCGCACCACUUUCCGAACCUUACAGGACUUGGUGGAGCACUACAGUAAUGACGCUGAUGGCCUCUGUGUCAACCUCAGGAAACCGUGCAUACAGAUUGAGAAGCCAGUGACAGCCGGCCUGUCCCACAACACACGUGACCAGUGGGAGAUUGACAGGUCGUCCCUCAAGUUUGUGCGCAAGCUUGGCCAUGGACAGUUUGGCGAGGUGUGGGAAGGCCUCUGGAACAACACCACGCCUGUUGCCAUCAAGACACUCAAACCUGGCACUAUGGACCCCAAGGACUUCUUAGCGGAGGCACAGAUCAUGAAGAAGCUGCGGCACUGCAAGUUAAUACAGCUGUACGCAGUGUGCACGCUGGAGGAACCCAUCUACAUCAUCACUGAACUCAUGAAGAACGGCUCUCUCCUCGAAUACCUGCAGGGCAAGGGUCGAGGGUUGAAACUGAACAGCCUGAUAGACAUGGCAGCACAGAUAGCUGCUGGCAUGGCGUUCCUGGAGUCGCAGAACUACAUCCACCGAGACUUGGCGGCGAGGAAUGUUCUCGUCGGCGACAGCAACAUUGUCAAAAUAGCCGACUUUGGCCUGGCACGUCUCAUCAAGGAGGAUGAGUAUGAGGCCCGAGUUGGUGCUCGUUUCCCUAUCAAGUGGACGGCCCCUGAGGCAGCCAACUACUCCAAGUUCUCCAUCAAGAGUGACGUGUGGUCCUUUGGCAUUUUGCUCACUGAACUCAUCACCUACGGUCGCAUACCUUACCCUGGUAUGACCAAUGCAGAGGUGCUGCAUCAAGUAGAGCAUGGGUACCGCAUGCCCCCUCCACCUGGCUGUCCUGCAACCCUGUAUGACAUCAUGUUGGAGUGCUGGCACAAGGACCCCAUGAAGAGACCCACAUUUGAAACCCUCUCAUGGAAGCUGGAAGACUUCUUCACCCUUGACAACUCCGAGUAUAAAGAGGCCACUGUAGCCUACUGACCCUCAGUCCUGAAGCCCAGGUCUGGGGGCUGUCCUGAUGCAGAGCUGUAUCCUGCCUUCACCUAGAGUUGCUGCCAGACAUUGUGUGCAUGGUAAGACCAGUUUUGCUGCCUUGACAGAGAUGGCAUCAUGGGAAUGUGUGCUUUGCGUGGCUGCCUUGUGCUCUGGCUGGUGAUGAGCAGUGUGGCAGUGGUUAGGUAACUGGUCCUGAACUCUUAAUGCUGGCCUUGAUGUUCAGCAUACAGUGAGAGGUGGACCCUGUCAGGUUGAGCAGGAGCAGUAUGGUGUGGGAGUAGAAAGUGUUACUCCAGUGUGAACAGUAUACUCAUGUGCCCAAUUUAAGUAUUUUAUGGACAUUUUAAGCUGCCUUUGUCCCAGUCAACGAUAGAUAUGGGAAAUUCAUCCAAGACUAUAACCAUGCAAGGUGAAGCAUGCAUGCUUAUAUAGACUCGGAGGCAGCUACUGGAUAGAACUUGAAGGAAACAUGAUUACAGCAAUAGGACAUUGUGCUCCUCUACUGGACUGAGAGCAUGUACCUCUCAGUCAUGUAGAGGAGUCUGUAUCUUACGUGAAAUGUAUUGGUACUAAGAAUAGAGGCAGGAGGUAGUGACCCGACAGUCCCUAAGUGUUGAUUCGGCUACCCCUCCAUGCCUUGGACUGAGAAAAGUGUCACAUCACAGUUUAAAUCUUAGAAACCAUUUUUAUAGUGAUGGUGGUGUGUGGAAAACUUUUUUAAUGAUGAGAGGGAGCAGACAAUGAUGUUUGUAUAGUAUUUAAAAUGAAUUGCAGGUCAAUCAGAAAACUGCCAAACUAAGAGAAACUUUGUAGGUACGUAUACAUACAUACUGCAGAAAGUUUCUCUGUUGCUGUUGACUAAGGAAAGGUGUUUCCACAGCUGGUAAUCUGAGUGAAGUAUACAAGAAUUUAACUGUACUUGGUGACAUUUAUCAACAGGUGUCAGUUGUUGAGAGACAACCUGUGUAUGGUACUUGUGUCAAGCUUUUCACUGUUCUGCCAGACUCAAACUGUGAUUAACUGUAUGGAGCUUGAUACCCAAAGAGUCGCAACCUUUUACUCUACAGUGAAUAUUCAUUUUCAGUAUAAAUUUGCAAAUGUCACAAAUUUCAAUAGUUUGUCAUCUCAUGUAAUGCCUUAGAAUUGCACCAAAGAAUAGAUUAAAAUUUCCUUUUUUGGAAAUUGCUGUGGUGUGCAAGUAUAAGUGACUCAUCCUUUUUAUGCUCAACUUGUAAGGUGUGUGGCAGGUGGUGUUGUGUCUCUCUGCUGUGCCUGGGAGUGGCGGGCAGGUCGGGGCAGCAGGGCAGCGGCGUCUGCCCCACUGUCCCCCUGCCUUGGAUGACACACUGAGGGGAGCCAGAAGACAUGCUCGUGUCAGCAAACCUGCACAAUUUAUAUGACAUAAAACCGGUAAUUGUAUUUUGGCCUACAGUAUAUAAUGGGUAGAUACGUACAUGUCCUGAUGUAUGCUUUGGGGCAGUCAUGGCCAAGUCCACGGCCAGAGUGGACGGGAGUCUGAACAUGGAAAUUUAGGACCAUAAGUAGACUUUUCCAUUAAGUAGUCAUUAUUCUUGGUUUUAUUAUUUUUUUAUAUUUUUAAUAAUUUAAUAUUUUAUGUACAAUUCAGUGGAGCAGAGAAGAUUUUGAAAUUAAAAAAUUCAGUUUUAAGUGGCUUUUAUUGGCAUUAUUUAUUGUGAACACCAAAUUAAGAAUUGGUCUUUCUUAGUUUGAUGUCUGCUUUGCUCUGGAUCAGUUUCAUGUUUUGUGUUUGUUAUUUUAUUUUUUUUUUUAAGUCCAGUAACUUGUGUUAAUACUUUGUCUACUUAACAGUCUACUUCAUCCUAAGCAUGUGUGACACUGUAGCCAGCCAGCCCCUUGCCCCCAUGCGUCCCCUCCUCACCACUGCUGUAAUGUCUCUGUAGCUUGUCCACAACUCUCUUAAUUAAAUGCUUGGAAACGGGCGCUCAUUCCCAGUAGUGUGUGACUAUUGUGGCUUUACUGCAGCAGGUCCUUUGUAAAUUUGUAUAUAUUUGUAUAGAUUUCAUGUGAUUCUGUUUCCAUUUGUGUAUUUGUAAUACUUUGUCUUAUUAAGUGUAAGGGAAAGGUGUGGGAACCAACCAGUGAUUUUGUCUGUAUACAUCAUGCAAGGGUUUGGGAAUACUUUAAUAUGCAAUGUUUGUAUGGCAAAUACUAUCAUUGGUUCAACUUUUCAAAUAUUAUGGAAUGCAUAUAAUCUGAAGAACAAGACAUUUUUGCACCAGAUGAAUUUUUUCAGGAGACGAUAACAUUUCACAACAAACAGGUCUCUAAAAUUGUGACAAAACACCCACAGCCACAUAGUGUGUCAGGUUGUCUCACUCGUGCAACAUUUGUUCAACAAGCCCACACUUCCUGGUGCACAACCUUAAGUAACUUGUCCUGUGUGUAUCAUUUCAUUGAUUACUUCAUGUGAGCUUGGCCGUUCAUUGGUGAGGAAUGAACAUUGCUUGCAUGGGAAGUAAUGAUUAGUCCACUAACCUUGUUUAACCAUCAGCAUGUGAGUGAGUGAGUGAGUGAGUGAGUGAGGUGUGUGUGUGUGUGUGUGUGUCUGUGUGUGUGUGUGUGUGUGUGUGUGUGUGUGUGUGUGUGUGUGUGUGUGUGUGUGUGUGUGUGUGUGUGUGUGUGAAUACCUAGAUGAUUAUGGCCUUGUGAAUUCAAAAUUAAUUGUACAAUAUUAGGAAGUAACUACCUUCAUUUUUCAAAGAAGGCUAUAUUUUCCCUUUCUCUUAGAUAUUUAUAUAUUAAAGGAAGUAAUAUUAAAACUCAGUUAUGAGCUCUGUAUGCAAAAGCCAACCAUGAUGUAGAUACCUUGUGUUAGUUGUCUACUGGAGAAAAUAUUCGGGAGCUGUUCAGUUAAUCCUAAAAGCAGUUAGGUAAUUAUUUAUUAAUCAAAUCAAGGAAACUAAGAACUGGACUGAAUUGCUGGGAACUCUGAGCUGGCUUUGGUGUGGUUACAGUUAUAUAUACUACAGUAACAUUAAGAUUAUAUUUAGGCUUAUUAUCACAAAGGAAAAAUGAAAUGGGAAAUGUGCAAUUAUUCCAACAGCAACAUUAAAACCAAAAUUUGUUGAAGUAAUUUGUCAAAUCAGUAAGUCAGACAACCAGCAAAAGAUGUGGGAGUCAGUCAGCUGCUUGCGAUGGUAAAGGCAUGACAGGUGUGCACUGCUCUCCUGUGAUGUGAUCUUCAUUAUCAGAAGUAAUAAGACUCAUUUAGGAGAGUUGUAAUGCUUGAUCAUGAACUAAGAGGGAGAAUGUAUGGCUCAGCAUUAGUCUGAAGUGUUGCCAACACAAAGAAAGUCACCAAUGAUUCCUGUACAUGUAUGAUGACAGUAUUAGUGUGCCGGGUCUGUCGGGAUUUGCACAUUUCUAAAUGAACAUCCAAAAAAUGUUGGUCAGGUUUUAUAUAUUUUUUUAAAUUGGAAAACUUGUGCAUGUAUUCCAUGUGUCAGGAAGCUACAUAGUGUCCCUUCAGAUGAAGAAUAUAAUUACAGAGGCAUUUAAUUUGUAGUGCUAUAUGUAGUUAGCUUUUGUGGCAGUAAAAAGAUAUUUUGUAAUGGAUGAUUUAAUAUUUUCAGAUAAUUGUGGUCAUGAAGUAAUAUAAGCAUCAAUGAUUUAAUAUUUUCAGAUAAUUACAGCCAUAAAAUUAUCAUUAGCACUGUUAGGAAUGUGAAAUUAUAAAGCUGUGACGUCAUAAGCAUCCAGAAAUCAUAUUUAUGUGCCGCUAAAUUUAUACUUUAUAGUUCCAGCCACGUGUCUUAUGUGUGUGUAGGUGUGUGUGUCCUCCAGAGGUGCUGGUGCACUCCCGUGUCAUAACUCUAGUGUUGGUAACUGCUGAGUCUCCCUGACUCUUGCUUGCUAAUUACUUCUGUGGCCCAAGAUGAAGCCAUUUCUAACAUUUGUGAAUCAACAAGGAAGGGCUGUAGGCCCGUAGUCACUAGUGGGACAUCACUUGGCCCCGUCCACCACUUUAGGAGCAGCACAGAGUUACAUAGAUAGCGGGGUGCACACAUCACAGAGGUUAACAGUUGGCAACUUUGUCUGCCAGGUGUCAGCAGAAAACUGUGCAAAAGUGCCUAUGGCAUUUGCUCUUGGUCUCUUAGGGAAGUGUUUCUAGUGAUUCUUGGGAAGGAAAGCCUCUGUUUGUCCACCCCCUCAAUUUAGAUACAGGUGCGUUUCCUGAUUUAACACUUCUUUCUUUUAAUGUUAUCCAGCCAAUAGCUCAGUCUUUCCUUUGAUAGCCAUGAUGAUGUCCUUAACAUAAGGGUGCACUCACCAGCAAGGCAUUGACUAUACAAGCAGUAAUAAAUUAUGUUUAUUUUACUGAGAGAUGUUAGUUUUCUUUGCAGGUAUUUCAUAUAUUAGUAUGUACUGAUGUGAACAAUGACAGGAAAGUACACUUCAAAGUUUCCUUGGGCACUUUCUUAAAAACUGAGCUAAUUGAUAUUAUAGGCUUAAGUUGGUAAGAUAUAAGAUAGUCUUCUAAAAAGGUGGUUUUUUGUAUGAAGUGAAGCUUUCAAAGGCAACCAUGUCCCAUCCUCCUGUAACUACUAAGUCAUGAUUAUUUUUGUUAAGAUUGUGGUUAAGCUUCUGCCUCUCCGCUGGGCCUCAGGUUGAAUGUUGCGAGAAGUUAGAUGCAGAGAGAAGAAAAUUCAGAUGUAGUUUGAAUAUUUUGAUAUAUUUUAUAUGCAUAUAAUAACUUCACUAACAUUCUCUGACUUUCUGGUUUACCAAUAAUUUUAUUCAGUAUUAUAUCAUAGAAGUCAAGUUUUGUAGGUUUCCUUUAUACACAAAACAUGUGAAAGAUUCCUUAUCAAACUGACGCUGAAUUAUGAUUAUGUAUGCAUACUCUUAAGUUAAAUCCAUCUUCACAAAAAAGCUCAAACAUGCUCUCAGAAUGCUGACAAAAAGAAAACUUUGUAUUAAUCCUAAACGGCACAAUGGUGUAAAUGACUUGCCAAUCUGUGCCUGCGUUUGCUGCUUAGCCACUCACAGCAACAAGUGGAAUUCCAUGUAAACUAAGAUAUAUAAAAAAAAUUCUCUUUAGGAACAAAGUUUAAUGCUGGAUUUCCAUGACAUCAGGAUUUGUGUUACUGUAGUACAUAAUGCUAUGGUGGUAUGAUACUCACAUGGGAGGAAGAAUAGUAUAUGUGUUUUGAGUCUCUGUGAAUAUAUAGUCCUAUCCCGAUAUUUAUGAGUACUGAAGGAUGUACAGUAAUUUAUUCCCUUCUGUUGGUGACAUGAAAUUUUGUGUCCCGCUUGAAGUCUGAGUGAGGAUGAGGAGGUGUAAUGUAUUCACAGGAAGACAACUAUGAUGCAACUGAAAGAAGUGAUAUACUGCAGGAAGUCAAGUGCCCUGUGUUUUCUACGAAGAUGUUUUAGCUUUUCUAUCAUUACAUUAUGCGUGGGGAGGUGUUGCCGGUGCAUGUCACUCAAAGGAAGUUUAAGAAAAUCUAUCCAAGUGAUUUCUCAAUGUACUGGAUUUUUUAUAUUUUCUUUGUUUUUAUUGUUCAUGUGACAUGUGGACCAUUAUGUCUUGAAGUAUGGGUUGAAAUUAUUUACUUGUGAUAAAGAUCCUGUUAAUUUUUCUUUGGUAAAUGUAAUUCAAUUUGAUAGUCACAAGCUAGACCAUCACUGUAGCAACAGUUCUAAAUAUCAAACUGCAAGUUAGUGAAAGGUAUUUACAAGUUACCUUACCCAACAAAUAAUAGGUCAAAAAGAGUACAGUUAGGUAACUUGUAUGCAUGUUCGUAAUGAAAACUUGAAAAUACA
Scylla paramamosain (green mud crab) is the source of this 7597-nucleotide messenger RNA. Its product is annotated as tyrosine-protein kinase Src42A-like. The record is from RefSeq and is a predicted model, not a curated record. The transcript has 9 exons. Gene Ontology annotation, biological process: cell differentiation; cell surface receptor protein tyrosine kinase signaling pathway; innate immune response. Gene Ontology annotation, cellular component: extrinsic component of cytoplasmic side of plasma membrane. Lineage: Eukaryota; Metazoa; Arthropoda; Malacostraca; Decapoda; Portunidae. Bases 173 to 1774 code for a protein of 533 amino acids. Gene Ontology annotation, molecular function: non-membrane spanning protein tyrosine kinase activity; signaling receptor binding; ATP binding.